AUGUCUAAAGCACCAACCCUUAACCCGCGCUCCCUCCAAAGCCGCCUCCAACACCUCCUCAAGCACUGGCCCUCAGAUGCUGUCCGUCCAGCCUCUGUCUCAGUUCAAACCUACAUCCAGUCCCGUCUUGAUUCAGCAGAUAAGACCAAGCCAGCAAUCUCCGAGUCCUCCGCAAGCGCGCUUGAAUCGCUGCUGAAUAAUCGCUACGCGCGCAAAUAUCCCCUGCCAGAGAAACUGCGCCGACCGGCCAGUAACCCAGACCACUAUGACAAUGUUGUACGUGAAUUUGCGGAGGCGCCGAACCGCGAUUGGCUUGGUCGGUUACGGAAGAGACUGGCUGGUAUCAUCCGGCUGUCGUAA
Penicillium paradoxum is the source of this 360-nucleotide messenger RNA. RefSeq names its product ubiquinol-cytochrome c reductase complex assembly factor 2. Gene Ontology annotation, cellular component: mitochondrion; Cbp3p-Cbp6 complex. Gene Ontology annotation, biological process: mitochondrial respiratory chain complex III assembly. The transcript has 2 exons. The coding region runs from base 1 to 360 and encodes 119 amino acids. Lineage: Eukaryota; Fungi; Ascomycota; Eurotiomycetes; Eurotiales; Aspergillaceae. The record is from RefSeq and is a predicted model, not a curated record. Gene Ontology annotation, molecular function: ribosome binding.